UCAGGAUGACAACUGCCACAACUUACCCCUUCCCUUAUGAACAGGUCUGGGAAGAACCGACAACCCUUUCCCAGAAAUGGAGCUGCAAGAUCAGGAUGAACUUAUCAGAUAAAGAUCAGAGGUAUGGCUCCUUUCACAGAAAGAAGCAAGAGCUGGAAGAACUGGGUGAGAAGGAUGAGUCUGAACUAGAUGUUUUUCCAAGUCACCUGGGAAGAGAAGAAAGUGUCCUGGAGGCAACUGACCAGGAAACAGUGUGUGAAGAGGAAAGCACAAAAAGUGUGUGUUUCAGUGCUGUUGCGAAGAAGAAGAGGAAAAAAAAGAGAUGACCAGUGAUAAAUCUGACCAACUGCAAAUACGAGAGUGUGAGACGGGCGGCUAAAAUGUGUGGCCUCCGGGAGGCUGGUGAGGUUGAUGAUUGGACCCUGUAUUGGACAGAUUAUUCUGUCUCACUAGAGCGAGUGAUGGAAAUGAAAACUUACCAGAAAGUCAACCAUUUUCCUGGAAUGUCUGAAAUCUGUAGGAAGGACCUUCUGGCUCGGAAUAUGGGCAGGAUGUUAAAGCUCUUUCCUAAGGAAUUUAACUUCUUUCCCAGAACCUGGUGUCUUCCUGCAGACUAUGGAGAACUGCAAGCCUUUGGCCGAUUAAAAAAGAAUAAGACUUACAUCUGUAAACCAGACUCUGGCUGUCAAGGCAGAGGCAUUUUUAUCACAAGGACUGUGAAAGAUAUCAAACCUGGAGAGGAUAUGAUCUGUCAGCUCUAUAUCUCAAAGCCUUUUAUUAUUGAUGGGUUCAAGUUUGAUCUUCGAGUUUAUGUGCUGGUGACAUCAUGUGAUCCACUACGGGUAUUUGUUUAUAAGGAGGGCCUGGCACGCUUUGCAACAUCUGCCUACUCAGACCCAUCACAGAGCAAUUUGGAUGACGUCUGCAUGCACCUGACUAAUUAUUCAAUUAACAAGCACAGUGCUAAUUUUGUGCGAGACGAAGACUCUGGUAGCAAGAGGAAGUUGUCGACGUUUAAUAAAUACAUGGAACAACAUGGCUACGAGAUUGACAAGCUGUGGAAGGACAUUGAAGAGGUCGUUAUUAAAACGCUGAUAUCGGCUCAUCCUAUCAUCAAACAUAACUAUCUUACCUGCUUCCCCAACCACACCCUGUGGUGUGCUUGCUUUGAGAUCUUAGGAUUUGAUAUUUUGCUAGAUCGAAAGCUGAAACCAUGGCUGCUUGAGGUGAAUCAUUCUCCGAGCUUUAGUACAGAUUCGUGGCUAGACAGAGAAGUCAAAGACCAACUCUUGUAUGACACUCUAGUUCUGAUCAACUUGGGGGCAUGUGAUAAACGGAAAGUUUUGGAAGAAGAGAAACGGCGAGGAAAGGAGAGGCUUCUUAAGCAGUGCUGUAAUCAAGAAGCAAGGGCCGGGGAAAACAAGAACUGCCAAGCUGCUUGGCUCCAGGAAGCGGAGAAAUACGAGGAAAAAAACACAGGAGGGUAUCGCCGAAUUUAUCCCAGUUCUGAUUCAGAGAAAUAUGAUAAAUUUUUCCAACACAAUAAUUCACUCUUCCAAGAAACAGCAGCUUCCAGAGCACGUGAAGAGUACGCCAGGCAGCAGCUCCAGGACCUACGUCUGAAGCAGGAGCAAAAAACAAUUAUGAUGAGAGAAAAGAAGGCUGAGCUUCAGGGAGAGUCUAAUGGAGAGAAGAUAAAGGCUGCCAGGCGCAAGGUGGCAGACAGAACAAGGAUGGCGCCUGCUUCUGCCCAGGUUUCCACAGAGUCUAGCCCUAGGCCUGCGUUCCUGCUUAAACAUUUUUCAGAGAUGCCACAAUCUGAGGAAAAAGUGGAUCCUAAGAUUGGCCAUCCUGAGAACCGUGAGUCCAAUAACUGCUCAUGGAUCCCCAAAAAACUGCCUGUGAGACCUUACAGCUCUGUGCCUGACCUUUCCAGAGGGAACUCAUCCAAUACGCCAGAGCAGUACAAUUCAAAUCCAGAACUGAGGGAUACCAUUAGUUGCCAUCACUCUGCAACAGACAUGAGUGUGAACCCUACACUCCAGCUACCAAAUGAAUAUUCAAAAGCGUGUGGUAAACAAAGCCCAUAUCCUCACAAACAUUUUCCAGCAAUGACCCGACCUCGUGCAAAAAGUACAACACCAGCAAGGAUGGCUUGCCGGAAUGUUCUGACUAUUAAAAGUUUUCGUCCAUUUGGAGAAGAGUCCUUCCGGUUUCAUCUUACAGGACGUGCAGCCUCCUCCUCCUCUGCUGAACAGACAGCGGGAAUUAAAUUAUCUGAGAAUGAACAAGAAAAUAAAUCCAUCAUGAUCUCAGAGUUCUUCAGCAAGCUGAAUCACAUACCAGUGGAGAAAAACUUCAAGCUUCUCUUGCAAGGUCACUCUCAUCACCUCACCAACCGAGCACAAAGUGCUUCUCUCCCAAGAGAAAUUCUGGACACCAGGACAGCUUCUUGCAGGAAGUCGAGAAAGUACUACAGUAGUCACAUCCGUGUUCAACAGCAAGUGGUUCAACAGCACAGUUUGCAGGACCUUCUGAUGGUCUCGCGGAUGAAGAACCAACCCCAAAGAACCAACCCUCCAACAUUGGGAAAUAGUGCUGUGAAGAGGUAA
This is a messenger RNA of Anolis sagrei ordinatus, 2612 nucleotides long. The record is from RefSeq and is a predicted model, not a curated record. NCBI's taxonomy places the organism in Eukaryota, Metazoa, Chordata, Lepidosauria, Squamata, Anolidae.